AUGGCGAGUGAAUACAGAUGCGUGGGAUGUGGGUUUAGGGUUAAGUCUUUGUUCAUUCAAUAUUCUCCUGGAAACAUUCGUCUCAUGAAAUGUGGAAAUUGCAAGGAAGUAGCGGACGAGUAUAUCGAGUGUGAACGCAUGAUUAUUUUCAUUGAUUUAAUUCUUCACAGACCUAAGGUAUAUAGGCACGUUCUCUACAAUGCAAUUAAUCAAGAAACUGUGAACAUUCAGCAUCUGUUGUGGAAGUUAGUCUUUGCGUUUCUUGUUCUAGACACUUAUAGAAGCUUGCUACUGAGGAGAACUCAUGACGAAUCGAGCUUGGUUCUUAUAUCUGUAAAGGUUCUAAUCGGAGUCAUAUCUUCAAACGCUGCAUUUAUCUUCUCUUUUGCCAUCGCGGCUAAGGGUCUGCUGAAUGAAGUUUCCAGAAGAAGGGAGAUUCUUCUAGGGAUUUUGAUCUCGAGUUACUUCAAGAUAUUUCUGCUAGCUAUGCUGGUAUGGGAGUUCCCAAUGUCAGUGAUCUUCAUUGUAGAUAUACUAGUCUUAACAUCAAAUUCCAUGGCUCUUAAAGGUCAGACCUUAAAAAAAUGUUCUUAA
This is a messenger RNA of Arabis nemorensis, 594 nucleotides long. The record is from the annotation of a GenBank genome assembly. NCBI's taxonomy places the organism in Eukaryota, Viridiplantae, Streptophyta, Magnoliopsida, Brassicales, Brassicaceae.